GAUCAAAUCAAAUCAUAUAAACACGCUCGUGAUAAUAAUAAUUACUUCCGUCUGCAGCAAUCAGAAUGUUGCUUUCAAAGUUUUCGUCAGUACUUUUGUUUUGCAGCAUAUGGUGUUUGUUUCAUGCAGUGUCAACUUCUGCUAUUAAACAGCCGUAUGUAGUUUACCUGGGCUCCCAUAAUCAUGGCCCCGAAGCUACUGAAGCUGAUUUUCGUGCUGUUACCGAUUCUCAUUAUGAGUUUCUUGCCUCCUUUUUGGGAAGUGAUGAAAAGGCCAGAGGUUCACUCAUUAACUCGUAUCAAAAGAAUAUCAAUGGGUUUUCUGCAUUCCUUGAUGAGGAAGAGGCAGCUGAAAUUGCAAAGAAUCCAAAAGUUGUGUCAGUUUUCGUCAACGGGGCGAAAAAGUUGCACACAACACAUUCAUGGGAGUUUAUGAUGCAGGAAAAGAAUGAUAUCGUCAAGGCUGAAUCCUUAUGGGAGAAAGCCGAUUUCGGUAAAGAUGUCAUUAUUGCGAACCUCGACACAGGUGUAUGGCCGGAAUUGAAAAGCUUUAGCGACGAAGGUUAUGGACCUGUGCCAGCAAGAUGGAGAGGAUUGUGCACGAAAGGAGUAACUUGCAACAGGAAGCUUAUUGGUUCAACAUACCACGGCAAAGGUUACUUGUCGGUUGGUGGUGUGGUGAAUGCGUCUAUAUACAAUGGUCGUGACUAUGAAGGACAUGGAAGUCACACGCUAUCAACAGCCGGUGGUGAUUUUGUUCGUGGAGCCACUGUGUUUGGAUUGGCGAAUGUAACUUUAAAAGGCGGUUCCCCUAAGGCUAGAGUGGCUUCUUACAAGGUGUGCUGGGAAGGAGGGUGCUUUGAUUCUGAUAUGCUGGAAGCUUUCGACCAAGCUAUUCACGAUGGGGUCGAUGUGAUCUCCAUGUCUGUCGGGGGUCCUGCUACUGAUUAUUUCUACGAUAGUAUUGCAAUUGGUUCGUUUCAUGCUGUCAAGGAGGGUAUUGUUGUUGUUUGCUCUGCAGGAAAUUCUGGACCAUUACCUGGAUCUGUCUCCAAUAUUGCCCCUUGGAUUAUAACUGUUGGAGCAAGUACCAUGGAUAGAAAUUUUGAAUCAUUCGCUCAUCUUGGAGAUGGACGGCGCCUAUUGGGUGCAAGUCUUGCCGAGGGUACACCUAAGAACAAACUUUUUCCACUCAUCACUGGAUUGAUGGCUAAGGCUGCCAAUGCAUCUUCUCUCAAUGCUGAGCUAUGCGAACCGGGUUCGUUGGAUCCGACUAAGGUGAAGGGUAAGAUAGUGGCUUGCUUGAGAGGGGAAAAUGCUAGAGUUGAUAAGGGUAGAAAUGCUGCUGAGGCUGGUGCAGUUGGGAUGAUCCUUUGCAAUGAUAAAAUGAAUGGGAAUGAUAUUGUUGCCGAUCCUCAUGUUCUUCCAGCUACACAUAUCAGCUAUACUGAUGGCCUUGCUGUUGUCUCCUACAUUAACAAUUCCAGCAAUCCCACCGGAUCUAUUUCUGCUUCCAAUCAAGUGUUUGACGUAGUGCCUGCUCCAUUCAUGGCUGCAUUUUCCUCUGUUGGUCCCAAUACCGUCACCCCCGAGAUCCUCAAGCCUGAUAUUACUGCCCCCGGAGUAAAUAUCCUAGCCGGCUUCACUGGAGCAGUUAGCCCGACUGGUCUAGAUUUCGACAAGCGUAAUGUUUCUUACAACAUUAUGUCCGGUACUUCCAUGUCUUGCCCUCAUGUUGGUGGAGUUGUGGGUCUUCUCCGAAAGCUUUAUCCUGAUUGGAGUCCUGCAGCAAUCAGAUCAGCAAUCUCUACUUCCGCGAGAACAAGAGACAACACAGUGCACCCAAUGCUUGACGGAUCCACCUUUAAAACAGCAACACCGUUCGCUCAUGGUUCAGGACAUAUCAGGCCAAACCGUGCCAUGGAUCCAGGGUUGGUGUACGACUUAACGGAGUCUGAUUACUUGGACUUUCUCUGCGCCCAAGGCUACAACGAAACCUUGAUCAAGGCCUUGAAUGAUGAUUCUUACAAAUGCCCAGAAUCAGCCAGUCUUCUUGAUUUCAACUACCCUUCUAUAACCAUUCCUAAGUUGUCCGGUACAGUUACCGCCACUAGGAAGUUGAAGAAUGUGGGUUCACCAGGGAAGUAUCAAGUUGUUAUUAAGGCGCCCUAUGGAGUUUGGGUUUCGGUUGAACCAAGUGCUCUGGUGUUUGAUAAGGUCGGAGAAGAGAAAAGCUUCAAGGUUAGCUUCAAAGCUAAGUGGGACGGUGCUGCUAAAGAUUAUGAAUUUGGAGGUCUCACAUGGACUGAUGGUUCCCAUUAUGUGAGGAGUCCAAUUGUCAUUCGUUCUGCUUAAUUUCAUUUUUUGUUUUUAGUUUAAAUUAUAUUAGAUGUGCUUAAAAAACAAAUCUUAGUUUAGCCGGUAGUUUUGUUUGUUUUUGUUUUUUAUAACUAUUGGAAAUCAGUUCUCAAUCUACUCGAUUGAAAGCUGAAGCUUUGUUCAGUUCUAUAUUUGAUUUUUUUUACUUGGUUUCAUUUGUGUUUUGGAUGAAAGAAAAUUAUAUAAUAGU
Molecule: messenger RNA, 2568 nt
Organism: Mercurialis annua (annual mercury)
Lineage: Eukaryota; Viridiplantae; Streptophyta; Magnoliopsida; Malpighiales; Euphorbiaceae
Product: subtilisin-like protease SBT5.4
Exons: 10
Coding region: 66-2354 (762 amino acids)
Biological process (GO): proteolysis
Molecular function (GO): serine-type endopeptidase activity
Source: RefSeq, a predicted model, not a curated record